AUGGAAGUGCUGAUCAUAUGUAUUUCGUUGUGGAUAUUGCAAUGCAAUUCAGUGGCCAGCGCGGACUCUAUCAUUCACAUCGGUGCCAUAUUCGAGGAGAACGCAGUGAGGGAUGACGAGGUUUUCCAGCUGGCGAUCUCAGACCUCAGUCUCAACGACGACAUUUUGCAGAGCGAGAAAAUCACACAUUCCAUAAAACUUGUCGAGGUUAACAACCCCUUCCAGGCGGUCCAGGAAGCCUGUGAGUUGAUGACCCAGGGCAUCCUGGCUCUGGUCACCUCUACCGGCUGUGCCUCGGCCAGCGCCCUCCAAUCCCUGACAGACGCAAUGCACAUCCCACACGUGUAUGUCCAGCGCAGUGGCGAGGGCUCGCCACGCACCACCUGCCAGCUCAAUCCCAGCCCCGACGGCCAACGCUACACCCUGGCGGCGCGCCCGCCCGUCCGUCUCAACGACGUCAUGCUCACCCUAGUUGGCGAGCUGCGCUGGCAGAAGUUCAUCGUCUUCUAUGACAACGAGUAUGAUAUCCGCGGCCUACAGGGUUUCCUGGACCAGACGUCUCGGCAGGGGCUGGACGUAUCUCUACAGAGAGUGGACAGGAACAUCAGUAAGGUCUUCUCGAACCUCUUCAACACCAUGAGGACAGAGGAGCUCAACCGCUACAGGGACACACUGAGACGGGCCAUCCUACUGCUCAGCCCCCGAGGAGCACAGGUCUUCAUCCAACAGGCUGUUGAAACCAACCUGGCUUCCAAGGACAGUCACUGGGUAUUUGUCAAUGAGGAGAUCAGUGACACUGAGAUCAUGGAGCUGGCCCACAGUGCAUUGGGGCGGAUGACAGUGAUUCGUCAGAUCUUCCCGCUGUGGAGGGACAGCAGCGUGCGCUGCAUGAGGAACAACCACCGCAUCUCCUCCUUACUCUGUGACCCCCAGGAAGGAUACUUACAGUCACUUGAGGUGUCCAACCUGUACCUGUAUGAUAGCGUGCUGGCACUGGCCAACGCCUUCCAGAGGAAGUUGGUGGACAGGAAGUGGCACAGCAUGGCCAGUCUGAACUGCAUCAAGAAGUCCACCAAGCCUUGGAAUGGAGGCUGGUCCAUGCUGGAGAACAUCCAGAUGGGACAUAUCACAGGCCUCACAGGAACGAUGGAUUUCAAAGCGAACGGAUCCAAUUCUCACGUCCAGUUUGAAAUACUGGGCACCAGCUUCAGUGAGACGUUUGGAAAAGACGUGAAAAGGCUGGCUACAUGGGACUCAGUCCAUGGUCUAAAUGGAAGCCUGAAAGAGAGUCGCAUUGAGAAUGGCAUGCAAGGAGUAACGGUCAAAGUAGUAACACUACUGGAGGAUCCAUUUGUCAUGGUGGCUGAAAACAUCCUUGGUCAGCCUAAGCGGUACAAAGGAUUCUCCAUCGAUGUGCUCGACGCCUUGGCCAAGAUCCUGGGCUUCAAGUACGAGAUCUACCAGGUGGCGGACAGCAAGUACGGCUCGCAGCUGCCCAACGGCUCCUGGAAUGGAAUGAUCGGCGAGCUCAUAAACAAGAGAGCUGACCUGGCCGUGUCUGCCAUUACUAUCACUCCGGAGCGGGAAAGCGUGGUGGACUUCAGCAAGCGCUACAUGGACUACUCUGUGGGGAUCCUGCUGAGGAAACCAGAGGAGAAGAUCAACAUCUUCUCACUGUUCGCUCCGUUUGACCUGGCCGUGUGGGGGUGUAUUGCUGCAGCCAUCCCCGUGGUUGGAGUUCUCAUAUUCCUGCUAAGCAGGAUGCAGUCACUGAAGCCCCAGAAUCCUCCAGUGCCACACCAGCAGCCCACCAACCAGGCGUCCAACUCCCUGCACAGUGCUAUCUGGAUAGUCUAUGGAGCGUUUGUACAGCAAGGAGGGGACAGCGUGGUGAGCUCUGUGGCCCUGAGGAUCGUCAUGGGCAGCUGGUGGCUCUUCACCCUCAUCGUAUGUUCCUCCUACACGGCCAACCUGGCAGCCUACCUCACCGUCUCCCGCAUGGACACCACCGUACGGACAUUCCAGGACCUGUCCAGGCAGAUGGACGUGUCCUACGGCACCGUGAGAGACUCGGCCGUCUACGACUACUUCAAGAACAAGGGCACCAACCCUCUGGAGCAGGACAGCACAUUCGCAGAGCUGUGGAGGACCAUCAGUAAGAACAACGGCCAUGAUUACUCUGUGUCCAGUCCCUCAGAGGGCAUCCGCAAGGCGAAGAAGGGCCCGUAUGCCUUCCUGUGGGACAUGGCUGUGGUGGAGUACGCCGCGCUGACGGACGAUGACUGCACCAUCACCGUCACAGGAAACAGCAUGAGCAGCAAAGGCUACGGCAUCGCCAUGCAGCAUGGGAGUCCCUACAGAGACCUCUUCUCCCAGAAGAUCCUGGAGCUGCAGGAGAAAGGAGACCUGGACAUCCUGAAGCAGAAGUGGUGGCCUCGUAUGGGCCGCUGCGACCUCAACAGCCAUUCCAAUGCCACGCCCGACGGGCGGUCCCUGAAACUACACAGCUUCGCCGGGGUUUUCUGCGUCCUGGCUGCAGGACUGCUGCUGGCCUGCCUGGUUGCUGGCCUGGAGAUGUGGUGGAACAGCAACCGCUGCGGGCAAGAGCAGCCCAAAGAGGACAAGGAGGUGAAUCUGGAACAGGUGCAUCGGCGUAUGAACAGUCUUAUGGACGAGGACAUGGCGCACAAGCAGAUCCCCGGCCCGUCUAUCGAGAUCUCUGCGCUGGACAUCGGCAGCAUGCAGCCCAGCCAGCAGCUGGAGUCUGUGCGGGACUACCCGGGCACGGGCCUGUCUGUGAGCGCCUAUCUCCCAGGGGAGGGUCAUGGGGGGGGCCUGGGUCGGACACUAGCUCAGGGCCCUGGCAGCACCCUCCCCCACCACCCCCUCAGCAGCUCCACCAUCCCCUCCAUUCAGUGCAAACACAGAGCUCCCAACGGGGGGCUGUUCCGACAGAGUCCCGCCAAGACGCCCAUGCCAAUGUCAUAUCAGGGAGUUCCCGGAGGACCCAUCCCAGAAGCCAUUGAGUCCACCCACAGUACAUCCAUCUAA
Salvelinus namaycush (lake trout) is the source of this 3051-nucleotide messenger RNA. RefSeq names its product glutamate receptor, ionotropic, delta 1b (gene grid1b). The record is from RefSeq and is a predicted model, not a curated record. Gene Ontology annotation, biological process: monoatomic ion transport; modulation of chemical synaptic transmission; synaptic transmission, glutamatergic. NCBI's taxonomy places the organism in Eukaryota, Metazoa, Chordata, Actinopteri, Salmoniformes, Salmonidae. Bases 1 to 3051 code for a protein of 1016 amino acids. The transcript is spliced from 16 exons. Gene Ontology annotation, cellular component: plasma membrane; postsynaptic membrane. Gene Ontology annotation, molecular function: glutamate-gated receptor activity; transmitter-gated monoatomic ion channel activity involved in regulation of postsynaptic membrane potential.